This is a messenger RNA of Clarias gariepinus (North African catfish), 3355 nucleotides long. It is a transcript of the gene usp5, whose product is annotated as ubiquitin specific peptidase 5 (isopeptidase T). The coding region runs from base 190 to 2757 and encodes 855 amino acids. Lineage: Eukaryota; Metazoa; Chordata; Actinopteri; Siluriformes; Clariidae. The record is from RefSeq and is a predicted model, not a curated record. The transcript has 20 exons. Gene Ontology annotation, biological process: protein deubiquitination. Gene Ontology annotation, molecular function: cysteine-type deubiquitinase activity; protein binding; zinc ion binding.
GGACCGGUGCACUGGGUGGCACUGAGAGCGGGAGAGUGCGUUGAGCGAAACGGAAAGAGAAAAGGGAGUGAGUGAGCGGAGCUGUCACCUCACGUCGCGCUGGUAUUUUGGGUUGGUGUGUUGUGGUGCGGGAGAGCUAAAGCAAGACGGGACGAGUGCGCGAAAGAAGGGCAGAGAUAUUGAGAGGACAUGGCGGAGGUUAGCGAGGUCUUGAUGUCGGUGUUGUCCACUAUUCGGGUGCCGAGGCCCGGAGACCGCGUUCAUAAAGACGAGUGCGCGCUGUCAUUCGCUUCUCCGGAGAGUGAGGGAGGUCUGUACAUCUGCAUGAACUCCUUCCUGGGCUUUGGGAGUCGCUUUGUGGAGCGACAUCACGCCCGGACCGGCCAGAGAGCUUACCUGCACAUCAAGCGCACUCGCAAGCCUCACACCCAGAAUGAGGAUGAUGGCAGUACUGGGUCAGGAGAUCCUCCAAAGAAGAAACCCACUCGCUUGGCCAUAGGUAUCGAAGGUGGUUUUGAUGUGGAUCAGGAGCAGUAUGAGGAGGAGGUCAAGGUUGUUCUUUUCCCAGACAGACAGGAAGUGACAUCAGAGGACCUGACCAGUAUGCCAGAUGUAGUGAGAGAGCGAGUGUCUCUGGCAAUGGCAGGGUUGCUGGCUGCAGACUCUGUAUCACAAGCUUUGCAGGUGCAGCAGUGGGAUGGAGAAGUGAGGCAGGAGUCAAAACAUGCAGCUGAGCUCAAGCAGCUUGACAAUGGAGUAAAAAUUCCUCCUAGUGGUUGGAAAUGCGAGGUGUGUGACCUGCAGGAGAAUCUGUGGAUGAACUUGACAGACGGCAAGGUGCUGUGUGGGCGGAGAUAUUUCGACGGUUCAGGUGGAAAUAACCACGCUCUCCAGCACUUCCAGCAGACAGGAUACCCGCUUGCUGUCAAACUGGGCACCAUCACUCCUGACGGAGCCGAUGUUUACUCAUAUGAUGAGGAUGACAUGGUUUUGAACUCAAAGCUGGCGGAGCAUCUCACCCACUUUGGUAUUGAUAUGAUGACCAUGGAGAAGACAGAACACACCAUGACUGAAUUAGAGAUUGCAGUUAACCAGCGUGUGGGUGAGUGGGAGGUGAUCCAGGAGUCCGGCACCACACUGAAGCCUCUCUGUGGCCCUGGGCUCACUGGUAUGAAGAACCUGGGCAACAGCUGCUACCUCAACUCAGUCAUGCAAGUGCUCUUCACCAUCCCUGACUUCCAGGAAAAGUAUGUGUCCAACAUGGACAAGAUCCUGGAUGAAGCCCCAAGUGAUCCCAGCCAAGACUUUAAAACACAAGUAGCAAAACUGGGUUAUGGUUUGCUCUCAGGAGAAUACUCUAAGCCCUCUGCAGACCCAGGCGAUGACCCCGGUACAUCCUCUGAACCCAGGGGAGACCAGGUUGGCAUAGCACCUCGCAUGUUCAAAGCCCUUGUCGGACGGGGCCACCCUGAAUUUUCCACUAAUCGGCAACAAGACGCUCAGGAAUUUUUCCUUCACUUUAUAAACAUGGUUGAGAGGAACUGCCGGUCUGGGGCAAACCCAUCUGAAGCAUUUCGCUUCCUGGUGGAGGAAAGGAUCGUGUGCCAGCAGUCUCAGAAGGCCAAAUAUACCCAACGAGUGGACUACAUCGUUCAGCUCCCCGUGCCUAUGGACCAGGCCACCAACACAGAAGAGUUACAGGAGGCCGAGCGUCUGCGGGAAGAGGCAGAGUCAUCCGGAAGCCCCCCUCCUGCCGCACCUCGAGCUCAAAUCCCGUUCUCCGCUUGCAUGAAUGCUCUCAGUGAACCGGAGACACUAACAGACUUCUGGAGCUCUGCGGUGCAGGGGAAGACCACUGCCACCAAGACCACACGCUUUGCUUCAUUCCCUGAUUACCUGGUUAUCCAAAUCAAGAAAUUUACUUUUGGCCUGGACUGGGUUCCUAAAAAACUGGAUGUAAGCAUUGACGUUCCUGAUGCACUGGAUUUAAGUGAUCUUCGGGCAACUGGACAACAGCCUGGGGAAGAGCUACUUCCAGAGGUGGCGCCGCCCCCUCUAAUGACCCCUGACGUGGAGGUCAAAGGUAUCCUGGGUUCCCACGGCAACGAGGACGACGACUCUCUCUAUUCCCCACUGCUGUCUCCAGUCUUGGAUGAGUCCAUGGUGUCUCAGCUGGCUGAGAUGGGCUUUCCUCUCGAGGCCUGCAGGAAAGCUGUGUAUUACACGGGAAACACUGGCAUUGAUUCUGCCAUGAACUGGGUGAUGGGACAUAUGGAUGAUGCAGAUUUUGCCUCUCCCUUGGUGUUGCCUGGCUCUAGUUCAGCUCUUGGAUCCACACCCACUGAAAGCCUGUCAGAGGAGCACCUUGCGACCAUUGUUUCCAUGGGAUUUAGCCGAGAUCAGGCCUCACGUGCCCUCAAAGCUACGAGUAAUGUUCUCGAGCGCGCAGUAGACUGGAUCUUCUCUCACCUGGAUGAUCUGGAGUCGAUGGAGGUGUCCGAAGGCGGCCGCUCGGAGGGAGUCAGUGAAGCCAGCCGAGAUGCACCGCCAGGACCACGUGUUCGCGACGGACCAGGAAAGUAUGAGCUGUUUGCUUUUAUCAGUCAUAUGGGCACGAGUACAAUGUGUGGUCACUACGUUUGCCACAUCAAAAAGGACCAACAAUGGGUAAUCUUUAAUGAUCAAAAAGUGUGCGCCUCUGAGAAACCACCGAAGGACCUGGGCUACCUGUACUUUUACCGAAGAGUGGCAGAGUAAACGACACACACACACACACACACACACACACACACACACACACACACACACACACACACACGUUGUCUUAGCUGCUGAGGAAUGCUAGGGGGCAAUACUCAAGCUUCUGAACUGACACAGAUUUUUGUUCGAGCAAUUCAAGCACUUCUUCCUCUUAUACUGCCCACGGCCAGCCAGAGGAGGGUCAUGGUGGAGUAAGCCGUGCUGCAGGACUCACUGAUAGCACAAGUGACCUCCUACAAAAUACUCUCUCUCUCUCUCUCUCUCUCUCUCUGUCACUCUCUCCUCUCCUGGUUCUGUAGUGGUUAUUGUGCAGUUGUUGCUUCUAGAGCCAGGCUUUACCUUUUUUUUUGUUCUCCCAUGUGUCCCAAAAACAAGGUUUUUGCAAAGGCUGGAAGACUUAGAUCACUACAUGACAUGAUAAUUCUUCGGCAUGCUGAAGAAUAAAAAAACAAACAAAAAAGAAACAUGGUUGUUCUGUCAUGUGCUGCAAGGCUGAUAGCUGAAGGAUUUUUUUCUCUCCAUUUUUUGGGGAAAUUAAUUCAUUUUGUUUGUUCUGCUUUAAAAAAGUGAAAUAAAACAUGUGUCUCUUUGCCAA